CCACCUCCUAGCCUAGCUUAGGCGAUAGUGUUGCAGAACCGGGCGAGACAAUUGAUUUCUACUCCGCCGGCGGUUAGUUACAGCCAAGAUGGAAGGCCUAGUGGAUCCAGAGACGAUCUACAUGAAGCAGAGCUGCAUCGGCGGCGGGAGCUUCGGACGAGUCUAUAAAGGCGUUGAUAAGCGUACCGGUGCCUCUGUUGCUAUCAAGAUCAUCGACGUCGAGAAUGCCGAAGAUGAGGUGGAAGAUAUUAUCCAAGAAAUUGCCAUCUUGUCGGAACUCAAUUCUCCUUAUGUCACUCGAUACCAUGGUUCUUUCUUGAAGGGAUCAAGUUUAUGGAUCAUCAUGGAGUUUUGUUCCGGUGGCAGUUGCUCCGAUCUUAUGCGCCCGGGAACAAUCCCGGAGGAGUAUAUCAUGAUCAUCAUAAGAGAGCUACUCCGAGGGCUGGACUAUCUACAUAGUGACAAGAAGCUGCACCGGGAUGUAAAAGCUGCAAACAUCCUGCUUACCUCGAACGGCCAAGUGAAAUUGGCUGACUUCGGAGUUUCUAGUCAACUGUCAGCCACAAUGACUAAGAAGAAUACCUUCGUGGGUACUCCAUUCUGGAUGGCCCCGGAAGUGAUUAAGCAAUCUGGAUACGACUACAAGGCCGAUAUCUGGUCUCUUGGAAUCACUGCGAUUGAAUUGGCCAACGGAGAGCCUCCUUACUCGGACAUCCAUCCUAUGAAGGUGUUGUUUUUGAUUCCCAAGAACCCCCCGCCCGUUCUGCAAGGCGAUUACAGUAAAGCGUUCAAAAACUUUGUGGAACUUUGUUUGAGACGAGAUCCCAGGGAACGGCCGUCCGCCAGAGAGCUGCUCGAGCACCCGUUCAUCAAGAGGGCAAAGAAGACAACCUAUCUGACCGAGCUGAUUGAACGCUACGAGCGCUGGAACGCCAUUCACGGCAAUAGGGGGGCUGACGAUGAAGAUAUUCAGGAACCUCCACCUAAGACGUCUCCACCUGAGGAAGAGGACGAUUUGUGGGACUUUGGCACCGUGCGGCCGGCAGGGAGAGCGCCCCCUCUCAAGCCGAUGAAAGAGGCGGACAUGAAUGCGAGAAGUCAUGAAGCCAAUGAGUGGAACAUGAAAGACGAGCCCCGUCGAGACAUUUUGCGGCCAAAGAGCAAUAUGCCCUCUACACCCCUGCAGACGAAGAACAUGCCUAGUGCUAUGCCCAAGCCAUUGUCGCCCACCAAGGUUCCCUUGCCACCGUCACCCAUCAAACAAGCAUCAGAUUUCACACCCCAGACACCUUCACAUCUACAACAGCCAGUCUCACGUCAACCCAAGGGGAGUCCUGGUAGUGACUACGAUAGAGCUCUACAACAAGCUCUGGCUGAAGAUCUGAGCUUUCUCCAGCUAGAUCGCUCCCCAGGCCCUUCGACAGCCUUCUCGCAAGCACGGGGUGCUCCCCCAGGUUUACAAGGAUACCAAAAGGCCCCGCAGUCACACCUGCCGGAAGUUCCAUCCUAUCAACGCCUGCCAGAUCCACCGACCUCAAAUGCUGUGAACCAGAACGUUAGACCUGCCAAGGAAGCAUAUCCGCAACGUCCAACAUACGCACAACCACAAGCACGGCUUCCCCCAGCCCCAAGACAUAUGUCACCGCCAUCCCAACCAUCACGACCGCAGCAGGCGUUGCCGCAUGGUCCUCGGCCUACAUCCAUGAGGCCCGAUCCUCUCCAGCUCAAUACCACAACCGAUGGGGCCCUUGAUGAACGAGUACGGGAGCGGGAGGCGAUUCAGGGCCAGGCCCAGAUGCCCCCUUCCAACGAGAUCACAGCUCUAAAUAGUGUGAUACUGCCUGCUCUCAAAGCAGCCAUUCGUCGCCGGACGCGGCGUCUGGAGCUCAUUUCACCUAACACAACGAGGGAUGCUAGCGGCAAUAUCAGCGAAUAUCAAACACGUGAGGAGUAUGUCCAUGGAAUGAUGGAAAACCUGGUGGGCGAUAUCUACGGCAUGUUCACAAAGCUUGAACGCUGGGACAACGAGGCACCUGUGGGAAUGGGCGCUCAAGUGACCUCAUUCUUAGAAGGAUUUCUAGAAGAGAUCCUUGUCCGGGUUGAGCCUUCUGACUCGGAUUCGAACCCAGGCAGAGCCUAAGUGUUACUCUGGUUUAAACUCGAGCAUAGCACGACUAACUAACCAGGCUUGCCUCUUGAGACUCUGACUAGAAUGACAGCCCUCCUUACUGCGAGCACAGCCCACCUGCAGAGGGUCGAAGCUGGAACAGACUGGCAAAUACAAAUUAUUAGUCACUACGGACUUAUUGGGGUCCUAUUUUCACGAUCAUGGCAGCUAUGCAAUUCAAUUUGGUUUUUGU
Messenger RNA from Aspergillus costaricaensis CBS 115574, 2360 nucleotides. RefSeq names its product putative Ste20-like serine/threonine protein kinase. Bases 89 to 2140 code for a protein of 683 amino acids. NCBI's taxonomy places the organism in Eukaryota, Fungi, Ascomycota, Eurotiomycetes, Eurotiales, Aspergillaceae. Gene Ontology annotation, biological process: protein phosphorylation. The transcript has 5 exons. The record is from RefSeq and is a predicted model, not a curated record. Gene Ontology annotation, molecular function: ATP binding; protein kinase activity.